AUGCGGGUGCUAAACCACGCUCCUUCGCCUCGGCAUCACGCCGCCCGCGCGCUGCAUGACGAAGGGAUCCAAGACUUCAUCCGCACGGUCGAGGCGGGCGCAAACUGGGUGCAAGGGACGCAGACGGGAGGGGGCCCUUCGAACCCGGUGUGGGAGCUCGCGAAGAAGCACAACGUCUCGCUCCGGUCGAGCCACUACUUUGGCAGCAUCUGUGAGUGCAGUUCCAACGUACGACCACGCGGCGCGGUCGACUACCACGACGUCUUCCAACGGUCGAUUGCGGAUUUCGACUCGCUCACUGCAAACGCUGGCACCCGUGUCCCGCACCACCUGGUCGACAUGACCGCUCGGAGCGGGUACUCGCUCUCCGGCGCGCGGCCCACGACCGCUCGCGCGAUGGCGGCCGAGUACUACCAGUUCGACUGGGAGUUCGGCGCGACGCCCGAGGAGACCUCGUGGCUCGGCUCAGCAUGGGCUCACAACAACACGUUUGAGACGUUCUCGCGCGAGAAUCUGCUCUCCGUCGACCCGCGCGGCUUCAAGACGCUCGUCCACGCCGAGGCCGCGACCUUCCUCCGCCCGGCACAGCUCCGGCUGAACGCGACCGUGGCCACGGUCCGCACCGACGCGCGUGGGGGCGGGGUAGAGGUCGUGCUCGCGGACGGGACGGCGCUGCGGGCGCGGUACGCGCUGUGCACGUUCAGCUUGGGCGUGCUGCAGCACGGCGACGUGCGCUUCGAGCCGCCGCUGCCCGCGUGGAAGCGCGAGGCGAUCCACAGCAUGUCGAUGGUGCGGUACGUACACAAGAUCUUCCUGCAGUUCCCGGAGAAGUUCUGGUUCGACACCGAGGUGCGCAACGGCGUGUACGCCGACCCCGAGCGCGGCCGGUACCCCGUCUGGCAGACGCUCGACCACCCCGGCGCGUUCUCCCGUCGGAUCGAGGGCAUGUCCGACGCGGCGGUGGAGGCGGAGGUGCUCGGCGAGCACCAGACGAACCUGCGCGCGGACGUCAGCGGGCGGCUGUGGUUCGCGGGGGAGGCGACGAGCAAGAAGUGGUUCGGUGAGUCUUCUGGCGUGCGCAUGAGGGAGGAGAAGCUGAUCGGUCGCAUCGCGCAGUGCGCGAAGGGGGAACGGUGUGCUGGGCUCGAGCACAUCGAGAUCGUGCGCAAUGCACUUCCGUAUGAUAUGGAGUGA
Molecule: messenger RNA, 1194 nt
Organism: Epithele typhae
Lineage: Eukaryota; Fungi; Basidiomycota; Agaricomycetes; Polyporales; Epitheliaceae
Product: amine oxidase
Exons: 11
Coding region: 1-1194 (397 amino acids)
Molecular function (GO): oxidoreductase activity
Source: RefSeq, a predicted model, not a curated record